AUGUUAACCUUGUUGUUGAAUGAAUGUUGUUGGUUUGAUAAUCCUGUGCGGUAUGGUCUCGUCCUCAGUACACUGGCCAGACCGGGCUGGACCCAGCUUGCGGCUUUGCCGCAGCGCACCUCGCGGGGUGCGUGCAGCUGUGAGAAGAAGAAGAAGACAGACAGAGAGACAGCGCGAGCCACGAGCAGUGGUUCGCAUAGCUUACAUGAAGAACGAGAAGAAGCGAGCAGCGUCAGCCCAGCCCUGUCAGCUGCCUGUGGGGGCCUCUGCCGUGUGGCGCUGCGAACGCUGCGGCUUCAGGCGUUUGGUGCCGGUGCCGCCGAGGCUUUGCUGCGCUUGGUGGACCUGCGAAUCACUGAUCGAGGAGCCAGUAUUCACGAGAUUGACGCCUCCUUCUGCAGGUCAAUCACAAAUGAAACACUCAAAGCGCUUCCAGUUCUGCCAACGCUGGAAUCCUUAAACCUGGAUGGCUGCCAAGACGUGGAUGACGAGGGGCUGAUAGCCGUGUCCCAGCGGUGCCGUUCUCUGCGGCGCUUCAGCAUUUACUGGAACGUCAAGGCCACGGACCAGGGCAUUGGCAAGGUGCUCCGAGCCCAGCCCUGCGGCAACUUGCAGGAGCUUUGCUUCAGUGGCUGCAAGCUUCUUACGGAUGCCACCGUGCAGCGGGUUGUUGGACGCGCGCCUAAGCUCCAGCGGCUGGAUCUCACUCGCUGCCCGCUCGUAACGGAGAUGGGUAUCACGCUAGUGUGCGAAACUCUUCCAGACCUGCGGGUCUUGCGCCUCUAUGCGAUGUCGCAGCUGAGUGCAGAGUCCUUUUUGAGCCUGCAGAAGCUCCCACUGCUGGAGGAACUGGACCUCUGUGGCUGCCGUGCGGAAGAUGCAGCCGUGGAGGCCUUCCUGGCAGCGGCAGAGCCAGGAGCACUCCAAAUCCUCAACCUGACAUGGUGCCCAGCUUUGACGGAUGUGUCCAUGCUGGCGGUGGCCAAGCACUGCACACGUCUAAACUGGCUGAGCUUUUUUGGCAACCUUAACAUCACCGCUGCGGCAGUGGAGGCCUUGGCUGCUGCACCAUGUGCUGCCACGCUGCGGGCGCUGGAUUUGCGAGGCUUGGCGCAG
Symbiodinium pilosum is the source of this 1116-nucleotide messenger RNA. Lineage: Eukaryota; Dinophyceae; Suessiales; Symbiodiniaceae. The record is from the annotation of a GenBank genome assembly.